UGAGUUGAACAAUAAAAGCUAAACAUGUGAUUAAACUUUAAAGCCAAAUUUUAAUUUUAUAGUAAAAAGGAAAAUAAAAUAUCUUCGCAAGGCGGUUCCCGCCACCAGAAAGCGGUGUCGUGUGUUGUCGUUGCCUCAACUGCGCUACAAUGGAAUCACGCUUCACAGGCCCCACCAUUCGCCACGUGUCCACCUUUUCCCCCAUUUCCCGCCACGUAAUGCACCCUCACCCUCCUUUUGUAUAACUUCAAUCAACGGCUUUAUCUCUCUCUCUGUCUUUCUCACUCUCACUCUCUCUCUCUCUCUCUACUGUUCUAGUUUCUAUUAAAUUCAAUUGUUGCCCAGAAGUACUUUGAUGGAGGUUCCGGUGCAUUUUGUGGCUAAGCUAUGGAGCUUCGUCUCCUUCCUGCCCUUCUUCUUCUUGCUUCUCAUCCUUGGCCUUCUCAAAGCUGCAAUCAUUGGGCCUGUGGUGGUGGGAAUUAUUGUGAUUGGAAAUUCAGCUAUAAUUGCUGGGCUUUGGUUAGCUCAUUUUGUCUGGACUUAUUACUGUGUAGCAAGAAGCAAGAGGCUUGGACUUGUGUUGAAGAUUCUAGUGCUGUUAUUGCUGCCAUUGCCUCUUGCCCUUUGGCCGGUUCUCGGAGUCGUUGGAAGCGUUUUAGGUGGGAUUGGAUAUGGGUUUUUUGCUCCCCUUCUUGCAACAUUUGAGGCUGUUGGGGAGAAUAUCACUGACAAGUUCUACCACUGUUUUGUUGAUGGAACUUGGUCGACAGUCAUAGGCGGGUGCAUAGUUGUGCAGGAUUUCACAGAUUUUUGCUUCCACUCUUACUUCUCCUACAUGGAUGAACUAAUUGAGCAGAUACCUGCAGAUGAAAAGCCAAUGGAUAUAGAGUUAUUAAAAUUGCCAGCUUCUUUGUUGGUGAGUCUGAUUGGAGUGCCGGUGGAUGUGCCUGUGAUUACAGCUGUUGCAAUAUGGAAAAGCCCGUACAUGCUGUUUAGAGGAUGGAAGAGGCUAUUGGAAGAUUUGAUAGGCAGGGAAGGACCAUUCUUGGAAACAGUAUGUGUACCAUUUGCCGGUCUUGCCAUUAUCUUAUGGCCUUUGGCGGUAGUGGGAGCUGUGGUAACUGCUUUCAUUUCUAGCUUCUUUCUGGGACUAUAUAGCGGUGCUAUUGCUUAUCAGAGAUAUACGAAUUUCCAGGAAGACUCAAUCUGCCUUGGACUUGCCUUCAUAAUUUCUGCAGUUUCGCUAUUUGAUGAAUAUGUAAAUGAACUGCUCUACUUGAGAGUAGGGUCCUGCUUUCCCAGGCCAUUAUACCGUAGAAAUAUGUGCUCUUGCCCGGAAAGGAAAAAGUGCGGUGACAACGAUAAAAAGGAUUUGGAGAAUGGGAGAGAAGGCCCAUACACAUCAAAACUUAUCUCACAGCAAUCAAGAACAUGGAAGCAGGCAAUUCAACACUAUAAACCAGUGCAGGUGUGGGGCUGGCUGUUGAAGUCUUGUGAGAUUAAUGGCAGGAUACUCCUUCGCGAUGGUCUGAUAGAUGUCAAGGACAUAGAAGAAUGCCUUCUAAAGGGAAAUUGUAAGAAGUUGGGCAUCAAACUACCUGCUUGGUCUAUAUUGCAAUGUCUUCUUGCAUCAGCAAAAUCUAACUCAUCUGGGUUGGUGAUAUCUGAUGAUGUAGAGUUGACAAGGGCAAAUGGACCAAAGGAUAAAGUGUUUGAGUGGUUCAUUGGGCCAUUGUUGGUCAUAAAAGAGCAACUAAAGAACCUCCAAUUGAAUGCGAACGAGGAACUCUGUCUGAGAUAUUUAUUCAUGAAAAGCAACAAUGAAAAACCUGAAGAGUGGGACACCGGAUUUCCAUCUGGAGACCAUGUCAGAAGGGCACAGCUGCAAGCCAUAUUUAGGAGAUUGCAGGGGCUUGUAGCUUGCAUGUCACGGAUACCAACUUUCAGACGUCAUUUUAAGAAUUUGGUGAAGGUGCUGUAUAUUGAAGCAGUUCAGGCCGCUGCUUCAGCUAAUCGGAUAGGAGGAAUCCUAAAUCCCGGCAAUGGUGGCAAUAGCUUGAUUGGAAGCGAGGAUAGAAAAGAUGGAGAAGAAACUGUAGACAGAGCAAGAAAUAGUACAUAUGACAAUGGGAAUGUAGUGUGAAAGAGAUUUCUGUAAAAUUAUCUUCACAUAGAAGAUCAUGUUUGGAAGCAUCAUGAUUCAUGUUUCCAUUUUGUUUUCCUCUGCAUUUUGGAGAGAAGGAUUGCCAAUUGGGAAUGAGGAAAACCAGUUCGAACAGAAGUUUGGAUUUCAAUUUUGUGACAUAGUCUUCACUUGGGAAAUGGGAUUAUCUAAUUGUAGGCCU
Messenger RNA from Prunus persica (peach), 2345 nucleotides. RefSeq lists its product as uncharacterized. The transcript is spliced from 10 exons. Gene Ontology annotation, biological process: vegetative to reproductive phase transition of meristem. NCBI's taxonomy places the organism in Eukaryota, Viridiplantae, Streptophyta, Magnoliopsida, Rosales, Rosaceae. The record is from RefSeq and is a predicted model, not a curated record. The coding region runs from base 356 to 2143 and encodes 595 amino acids.